AAAAGAUUGUCUAUUCGCCGUCAAGAUGGCGUCAUCGAAGGAAACCUAUUGUUUGUGUGGUCAACCAUAUAAUAUUGGACAAUUUAUGAUAGAAUGUGAUUGCUGUCGUGAAUGGUUCCACGGAAGCUGCGUCGAUGUAAAGAUAUACCACUCGGAUGACAUUGAUAAAUAUCACUGUCCAAAAUGUGCUCAAACUUAUGGCCCAUCAGUGUUGAAAAUUCCUACAAACAAUCAUCGCGCUGAUCGGUAUGAGCUAGGUGCUGAGACUAGACCCUCCCAAGUGGGUACUCCAGCAUGGGUGCGAGCGUUAGCUGCGCGGCCCCUCAGACCAGCUCCGGCUGCGUUACAAAAAAUGAGGGGCCAGUAUUUCACAGAGGAGUUUGUCAGAGACGAUGGAUUCAACAGACCGAUUAUAUUUCACACUUCGGAAGGCUUAGACAUGAAGACACCAAACCCAGCCACUUUCACUGUAAGAUCGGUUUUGCGGUUCUGUGGAGCUCAGUUAGAGGUGGAGGUCAUAGAUGUUCGUAAACAAUCUACUUUGCGUAUGUCCCUGGGUGAUUUUGUUGAUUACUUUGAAACACCACCUGAACAUCGAGAUGAGAAGGUGCUCAAUGUGCUAAGCCUUGAGUUCUCAGACACAAAUAUGUCCACCCUGGUGGAGCCCCCGUCGAUGGCGCGUCGCCUGGACUGGGCGGUGCGCGCGUGGCCCGCGAGCGGAGGCCGGCCGCGGCCCGCGGUGCAGAAGUACUGCCUCAUGUCCCCGGCCGCAGCCUACACCGACUUCCAUGUAGACUUUGGGGGGACUACGGUGUGGUAUCACGUCCUUCAUGGCCGGAAGAUAUUCUAUUUGGUGCCACCAACUGCCACAAACUUAGCCCUGUAUCAACAAUGGAGUGCGUCUAACAACCAAAAUGAACGCUUCUUCGGUGACAUGGUGGAAUGGUACGGCACUGCUGAACUAUGCGCUGGCCAGACUUUAUUCAUACCCAGUGGGUGGAUACAUGCAGUAUUGACGCCUUGCGACUCGCUCGUGUUCGGGGGAAACCUGCUGCAUUCAUACGCCAUCGAGAUGCAGUUACAAAUCUACGAGAUAGAACGCCGAGUAGAGACUCCCAUAAUGUUUCGGUACCCGUUAUUCGAAGCUAUGCAUUGGUAUGCGGGCGCACAUCUACUCACCAUGUUACGGCGACAUAAUGAAGAAACGCAGGACGAAGACUUCACAAUUAACGAGAGCAGUGUGAGCACACCGCCUGCGCAGCUCCCUCCACUGCUACUGAGAGGAAUCAAGCUAUUAUCCAACGCCCUCAAGGAAUGGCAUGCUCUCAAGAGUACGGACCCAGCUAAGCGAGACAACGUACCAAAAUGUUUGAAUUCCGGCCAAUUGGUUCGCGAGCUAUGCAAAGAAUUACGGACGUUGGAGAAAAGGUCAGCCAGCGCCGCCAAUAAAGAUAAGGACGUAAAAAUUAAAAGCACUUCACCGACAAAGUCACAUUCGAAGAAACAGCAAAGCGCAAAGAAAUCUCUAAAAUUGACACUUCCGAAACCCAUAAUGCACAUGGCGCAGAACGGGGAAUACGUUGAUGAGAAAGUUUAUGCGGACAAAUUCUAUAUAGACAACAAGGAAGUCGUCUAUAAUGAUGUCAGGUAUAUGACGCAGGACGUGAAAUACGUUAACGGUGCCCCUGAAGCAAAAUACGUUACUGACAACAAGGAGAUGAUGAUCACGGACAAAUAUCCGUAUCCUAAUUACGAGGAGCAGAUAUACGACAAUGGAUACAUCGAUCGGCAAGACAAGAAGACUGUACUGAAGAUUAAAAUGAACAACUCCCCCUCAUCGUCGCGAGAUGAACCACCACCCCCCUACAACGUGGAACAUUCCAUACUGAAGUCUCACCUCAUCAGAGCCGAUAGACCUGCCUUAAAACCUAUACACCAAUGGACUAUAUCGAAGAAAGACGUCGGGGAUUAUCAUGAGGAACAGAUUCUGUUCACAAAUGAGAAUCUGCAUGCUAGCAUGAGAAUUGAUAACCCACAGAUCACUUAUGGCCCUGGCAUGUACUCGGCAGAAGACAUUCAACCCGACUACCAGUAUUCUGAAGCAGCCAAACCUGGCUCUUACCAGCCUGAGUAUGGUUAUCAACCAGAAUAUGUGGACACUUACCAGCGAUACGAUGAACCACCCAUACAGACUGUGCACCAGCAGGGUGCAAGUUACACCAACGUAGCGGCACCACCGCCAGAACCAAUAGAGAGCUACCAAGAACAACCUAGUCGAUUACCAUCCUAUGAUGCUGCCAUCGCCCAGUAUGCACCCGUACCCACGGAAUAUACCCGGGAAGAACCCAAAGCUGUCCGUCGGUCAGAGCGGCCGGUCCGUCGAAGAGUGUCCAACACUUACGACUAUGAAGACGGAGACCUUUACAUAGACGACACGCCGGCUCCUAGACGAAGGAAACAGGCCAAACACAAACACUAUAGGACGCAACCAGGGUCAAACAGCAACAGUAAUUACAGACAGAGCACUUCCAGGCCGGCGCCCGCUAACGGCAUCGAGUCUCUCAUACAGGCAUCCGUCAUCGCUGAAGGGGAAUCCCCCGUGGAUGAUACCACGGAGGACGUGGCUGUGGCGGGGAUGCUCAGCAUCAGCUCGCGAUACGCGGCGCCGGUCACCUUCGGGCUGGCGGCCAACCAGGCUACCACCAGCUCGCCGCAACACAGCAGUAGUACGGCGAGUAGUAGUAAACGGGCUCGGAAGCCGGCGGCCGCGGUGAGUAGUGCCGAAGAAGACUUCGCCGAUGAAGAAGACGUCAUCAAAGAAGUCCAUAGGGACGAAGAGUAUGUAUACCCAUCUUUGGAGAUGAGUUCUGAUGAAGACGAAGACUGGACGGUAUCGAGGCGGCGGCGAACUUCCAGGAACAGGGUCGAUAACAAAUCCAAAGUUGACAAGGACGAGUGCUGGUCCCCCGGGGCCCGCGUGGGUCGCGUGUCCCCCCGCAGCCGUGGCCCCGCGCGCCCCCACGUGCGCCGCGAGUGUGUGCGCGCCGCCCUGCAGCACGCCGCGCACGCACCGCACGCGGCGCAGAAUGCGAAACGGGCAGUCAUAGCGACAAAAAGCAAGCGGCCGCCACCGCCUGUACAGAAUACGCCAAAUAACAAGAAUUCAAGACUGAAAAAGGGUAUGAAGACGGCCAAGCAGCGUCUCGGUAAAAUCCUUAAAAUACACAAAAUGAUAUAUUGAAACUAGCUUACUUGUUGUAUAUUAUGUCGUAAAAAUAUAGUUUAGUUACACAUAGUUGUAUAUUUUAUAUGAAAUGAUAUGUAUGUGUUAGCACGGACCAAUGGGUGUUGUCGUAAGCAUUUCUUUUUUUUUCCUAUUUCUCGUACAGGUACAAUUACGUCCAAAUGGUUUUAGCAAGCAUUUUAUGUUCGUAUUUUUCUGUUAUAAAUCUGACGUAACAUAAUUACUAUGAUCUUCAUUAGUUUAUUUCCUUAAGAUUAUUUUUAUAAAUUAAGAGUAUAUAUUACUUUUUCGUAUAAAAAAAUAUUGAGUACAGAUGAAACAUCAAUAUUAGAAGAAAAAGUUCAUCGUACUGACGUGAGGGCGGCUUGUUGAUUUUUGUUGAUUAGAUAAAUAUAUAAAUUAUAAUCAUCAUCACAAUAUUGGACUUCGAUUUUGAUGAAACCUUUAUGAUAUAUUUGACCUUUACAAAUUAUAUUACCAUUACGGACUUUUUAUAAACUUUAGUUUUUGUAUAUUAUUAACACUUGGCUGCAAUAGGGAUGAUGACUAUUUUUUUUCUUCGUUUAUCAGGUAGAUUAUCAAAAAGUAUUGGACACGUAUUUUUUAUUUUUUCACAUAAUAUAAACAUUGCAGAGAUAUAUUGAUUUGUCAAAAGUCGUAUGACGUCACGAGCCCCUACUCCCAAACUUUGACGCGCUAUAACUUUAUCAUUUUUUGGUUGAUUGCCCAAAGAAAAAUACGUGUCCAUUAUAUUUUGAUCAUCUAACUGACGGACUAAAUAGAAUUUCAUUUACUGUACCCGUCAUCACCCCUAUUUAUUUAUGUGGCUCGCAACUGUCAAGUUUGUUUUUUUAUUACUACUUACAUUAAAUGUAAUGUUUAUAAAUAAUUUCUAUGACCAUUGUACGGACAUCAAAAACAAAUGGUCAAUUUAGAUUAUU
Molecule: messenger RNA, 4185 nt
Organism: Chilo suppressalis (striped riceborer)
Lineage: Eukaryota; Metazoa; Arthropoda; Insecta; Lepidoptera; Crambidae
Source: the annotation of a GenBank genome assembly